AUCGAUGAUCUGCGCACGAGUUGGCAGUUCCAUUGCAAUUUUUGUAAACAAAGUUUUGGGAUCUCCUCUUGAUUCGUUAAAUUCAUCCAUUUUUAACAAAAGACAGCCAAGAUGGGUAAAAGACAGCACCAGAAGGAUAAAAUGUACCUUACGUACACGGAGUGGAGUGAGUUUUAUGGAGGGAAAAAGACCGAGUCUGCGGAAAACAACCAUGUCAAGUUCAAGCGGCUGCCCUUCGAGCACUGCUGCAUCACGAUGGCGCCCUUUGAGAUGCCCUACUGCGAUCUGCAGGGCAAUGUCUUCGAGUAUGAGGCCAUUCUGAACUUCCUGAAGACCUUCAAGAUCAAUCCCAUCACCGGCCAGAAGAUGGACUCAAAGUCCCUCGUGAAGCUGAACUUCUAUAGGAAUGCCAACGACGAGUACCACUGCCCGGCUCUGUUUAAGCCCUUCAGCAAGAACUCGCACAUCGUGGCGGUGGCCACCACAGGCAAUGUCUACUGCUGGGAGGCCAUCGAUCAGCUCAAUAUCAAGACCAAAAACUGGAAGGAUCUGGUAGACGACACGCCCUUUCAGCGCAAGGACAUCAUCACCAUACAGGAUCCUCAGAAGCUGGAAAAGUACGACAUCUCUACCUUUCAUCACAUCAAGAAGAACCUAAGGGUGCUUACGGAGGAGGAACAGCUAGAGCGGAAGGAUCCGGCUAGCACGCGUAUCAAGACGAUGAAUCUGGAGACCAAGGAAACGCUGGCUCAGCUGCAAAAGGACUACCAGCCGGCGGAGGAGGAGCCAUCUACGUCCAAGCGUACAGCGGACAAGUUCAAUGCCGCUCACUAUUCCACAGGAGCUGUGGCCGCUAGCUUCACGUCCACUGCCAUGGUGCCCGUGUCCCAGAUAGAGGCAGCCAUAAUAGACGACGAUCUGGUCAAGUAUGAGAGGGUCAAGAAGAAGGGCUACGUUCGGCUAAACACGAAUUUCGGCCCUCUGAACCUGGAGCUCUUUUGCGAUCAAACGCCACGAGCCUGCGACAACUUUAUCAAGCACUGUGCCAAUGGCUACUACAACAACGUAAUGUUUCAUCGAUCUAUCAGAAACUUCAUUGUACAAGGUGGCGAUCCCACUGGCAGCGGUUCAGGCGGUGAAUCCAUUUGGGGCAAGAAGUUCGAGGACGAGUUCAAGCCCAAUCUCACGCACACGGGUCGCGGCGUGCUCUCCAUGGCUAAUUCAGGACCCAACACCAAUGGCUCUCAGUUCUUCAUCACAUACCGCUCCUGCAAGCAUCUUGAUGGCAAGCAUACAAUCUUCGGCAAGCUCGUUGGCGGCCUAGAAACCUUGCAGAAAAUGGAGAAUAUCGAGGUGGACAACAAGGACAGACCAAUUGAGGAUAUAAUCAUAGAGAACUCCCAGGUAUUUGUCAAUCCCUUUGCCGAGGCCGUUGAGCAGCUGGCCAAGGAGCGCGAGGAGGAGGCUGCCAGCAAGGAGGAGACGGUGAAGAAGGAGGAGCAACAUAAACGAAUGAAAGAGCCCCUCAAAGUCUACAGAGAAGGUGUGGGCAAGUACCUGAAACUCCAAGCGGCAGCCAAAAAGCCUGAGACUCCACUUACCGGCGCACAAGCAGCCAAGAAAAAGAAACUGGGCGGUGGCUUUGGCAAUUUUUCCAGUUGGUAA
Messenger RNA from Drosophila kikkawai, 1665 nucleotides. RefSeq names its product RING-type E3 ubiquitin-protein ligase PPIL2. The record is from RefSeq and is a predicted model, not a curated record. Lineage: Eukaryota; Metazoa; Arthropoda; Insecta; Diptera; Drosophilidae. Gene Ontology annotation, molecular function: ubiquitin protein ligase activity; peptidyl-prolyl cis-trans isomerase activity. Gene Ontology annotation, biological process: protein folding; protein polyubiquitination; protein peptidyl-prolyl isomerization. Gene Ontology annotation, cellular component: catalytic step 2 spliceosome.